Acyrthosiphon pisum (pea aphid) is the source of this 2070-nucleotide messenger RNA. RefSeq lists its product as uncharacterized. Lineage: Eukaryota; Metazoa; Arthropoda; Insecta; Hemiptera; Aphididae. The coding region runs from base 425 to 1981 and encodes 518 amino acids. The record is from RefSeq and is a predicted model, not a curated record. The transcript is spliced from 2 exons.
AGUCACGGUGAUGUAUGUAUUUUUUACUCGGUCGUCGUCGUGUUUAUUGGAAAAUCAAAAAACAACAAAACUAAACUGAAUUUCCACCGUUAACAUUAACACUGUACAACUUAUAAUGUUUUAAUAUAAUAUAUUCAUAAAAAAUACUUAAACAGGUAAAAAAUAAUCCAAGCUCGUCGAAAUAAAGCAACGACGGGCGAGUGCGGUGAAUACAAAUCGAAACCGCCACAAAAACAAACAUAUCUUUAAUAACCGUACGAAAACGACAUCAUCGACAGUGGCACCGUCGACGGCGACAUCGACACGAUAGUGCGUUGAUCCGUCGACCGAGACUCACCAUCACUACCAUCAUCAUAGUCCGCAUCAAUUUUAUCACCGUUGUGGUAUAGAGCCAUCGAUAUCGACCGAUCCGAACGCCAGCAUCAUGACCUGUUGCCCUCCGGAUGGAGAAGAAACGUUUCUAAUGCCGCUGAAGAAGAGGAAACAUCUGCCGUGUCCGGGCGAUGGUCAGUCGCCGCGUGGAAAACUGUGCGAAACGGGCCCGGACAAGUGCGGCGCGCCCAAGCCUCGCAGACGUAGCGCAUGCGCAGAAGAAGCCUACGAGCAGGUGACCGGCCCCGAACCAAGCUUCGAGGACUCUGUAGAGUGGCAGUCAACCAAGUGUGCGGCGGCGGGCCUGUUCCGGGCGCUGGGCCAGCAUUAUGACCAAACUUGGUUCCCUACCGUGAUCAACGAGUGGUCAGCGCUGUACUACCAGUGCAACCAUUCGGCCGAUUACUGGAGUGCCCGGGACGAGUGGCUGGCCGGUGACGAGGAGGUCCGGCUGGCCGUGUGGUCCGAGGUGCUCAGGCAUCGGGAACAGCACGAAAGGCAGCUAGAACAACUGAACCGGAACGUGUUGUGUGACACCGGCAAGUGCAACCCAAACGCUGACCUGAUGGACGUGCACGACGGAUGCAACGCUGAGGUAACGGAAUACCACGGAUGCCCGAACAUGGCCAGUGAUCGUUUUGACCUGCCACACAAGAAUGUAGAACAGUUCUGCGAGAAAGAUUUGCCAUCCGAUGACGAGAGAGCGCGGGCGGAAGCCGAGGCGGCUGAAAUAGCACUCGCAGAUCCGGAUGACGACCCUGACUGGGUGCAGAUGCGACGCAAGAUGCGUGGUUCUUUUGCGGCACUGAAUAUGGCUCAAUGCGAAGUCAGUGCCGAGUUACUGGACCACAUCAUGAUCGAGCUGUGCAAGUACUGGGCCAACGCGCCUGUUUCUGAAAACUCCUGUCCCAUCGAUCCGCAACUGGAGUGUAACAUCAUGCGAGAGAUACAAAACUUCCGCUUCAAACUAUUCGGUGUGGCCGUUGAGGUCGAACCGGAAUUACAGCAGUCAGGUCCAGAUGAAUAUCAAGAGCCGGAACCUAGCAGAAAGCCGAAAUCUUGCCGGAAGCAGGAACUGCGUCGGGAGCCAGAACCUUGUCGGACGCCAGAACCUUGUCGAAGGCCUGAACCUCGCAAGGAGCCAGAACAGUGUCCCCCAAAGGAACCGGACCCUUCUAGCCCAAAGAAACCGGACCCUUGUUGUCCACAGGAACCGGACCCUUGUUGCCCAAAGAAACCGGACCUUUGUUGCCCUGAGGAACCAGACCCUUGUUGCCCAAAGAAACCAGACCUUUGUUGCCCAGAAGAACCGGACUCUUGUUGCCCACAAGAACAGGAACCUUAUGGCCCACCGGAGCCGGAACCUUGCCAGAAGCCGGAACCAAGUUGCCCACGUAAACCAGAACUGUUCUGUCCACUAGGGCCGGAUGCGUACUGUUCACAGGAUCCAGUACCGUGCUGCCCACAACCUAAACCUAAACCUAAGUGCUGCGCUCCCAGAAGGUCCAGCAAAACCAAAAUGGCCGAAGCCCGAGCUCGGCAUAACACCACACAAGUUCGGGAUCGUGACAUCACGACCGGAUGGUUAGGAGGUCGACCUAAUCCAUAAACGAAUACGUGUUUUGUUGAAACCUAUGUAUAAUAUAUUAUGUACACAGAUAUACUAUAUAAUAUUAUUAUAAAUAAUCUUUAUCAGGU